ACUAGUAAAAUUUAACACGAUUAUAAUAUCUAGUCCCCCUACACUUCGCGGGCAUCUUCGAAACUUUGAACUUUGUGGAAAGCGAAAGCACUGCAAACACUACACUGAGAAGAGGAGGGAAAAAAAUGUGGGAAGAAGAAGCAAAGGGUAUAAGAAGGGACGAAGAAGAAGCGCUGUUGGAUCUGAUUGAGCAACGUACUAAGAAUGUUGAAAAAAUUGGAAGAGCAAUCGCUUAUUAUACUUGCGAGCUUGAACAAAAAGAGAAGAACUUAGAGGAGGCACAACAGCAACUUGCUCGCCUCCGGGCCCAGGCCAUUGUGGCAACAUCCACAAGCUAUCAUGGGAAUGACUUGAAUCUAGUGAAAGUCGAAAGACGAUCCAUGAGUCCUAUCCAGAUAAGUGAUGAUUCUUCUGAAAGCCUCUCUGAGUGUGAACCUCAACCUGACAAAGACAACACUGUGCCACUUCAGAAAUCUUCAACACUUGAUAAAAAAUUAGCAAGACCUUUUCAGAAAAACAAUGAUGAUUCCGGAAAGCCUCCCCGAGCAAAACCACUACUUAUCAUUCCAGACAUGAAACCAAAGGGUUCUCUGCAUUUGAAGAUGGAAGAAUCUAGUCCCACCCCAUGUUUUUCUGACUCUUGUGCUGGAGGCUCAGUUUUUUCUUUUCGUAACACUCGUAUCGUAAGGUCAAAAGCAGAUAAGAGCGUAAAAACCCCUCCUGACACCGGAGCUGCUGAUAUUGAACAUAAAGGAACAAAACGGAAGUCUGAACAAAUAGAGCAUAAAGAGCUGAUUCCAUUGAUAGGUAGAUCCUCUUCAGCAAGCAAGCUACAAUGCCAAACAACCAGUGUCAUACCUAGUCAACACACGCGAAAGCUGAGAAAUAUUGUCUUGUGCCCUACUAAUGAUCAACUUUUUGCGAGCAGUCUCACUCAGAGUUCCUUAACAUGCAGUGCGCUGGAUGGGGUUGUCAACUUGUGGCAGGUGCAGGACAGGGGGUCAAGUGCCAAUCUUCUCAGUAGCACUGAUUGCUUUACCCACAAGUGUAAAAGAUGGCCAGAAGACGUAGCCUGGCAUCCAGAAGGAAGCAGCCUUUUUUCUGUGUACCGCGCUGAUGAGGGGGAUUCACAAAUUUCAAUAUUGAAUCUUAACAAGAGAAAAGAGAAUAUGCAAGUGAAUUUCUUGGAGGAUAAGCCCCAUGUCAAAGGGAUCAUUAACAACAUAGAGUUCAUGCCAUGGAAGGAGGGCUGUUUUGUUACUGGUGGUUGUGAUCAUGCCGUUAUCUUGUGGACCAAUAAAGAUGGAGAACAUUCAUGGAAGCCUAAAGAGUUGCAUAGCCAGCAUUCUUCUGCUGUAAUGGGAGUUGCCGGUUUGCAGCAUAAGAAAGUCGUGAUGUCUGCUGGUGCCGAUAAGCGUAUAUUUGGAUUUGAUUUACCAGCUCAGAGAAUUGGUUACAAGCACCAAGUAGAAAGUAAAUGCAUGAGUGUUCUUCCUAAUCCAUGUGACUUGAAUCUAUUUAUGAUUCAGACAGGGACCUUAGAGAAGCAGCUUCGCUUGUUUGACUUUAGGUCAAGGGAAGCAGAGACCCAUUCCUUCGGGUGGAAACAAGAAAGCAGUGACUCACACUCGGCUCUUAUAAAUCAGGCUUGGUCACCUGAUGGUUUGUACAUUACAUCUGGCUCAGUUGAUCCUGCCAUUCACAUAUUUGAUAUACGGUACAAUUCUCACGAACCUUGCCUGUCCAUUAGAGCUCAUAAUAGGCAAGUCUUCAAAGCUGUUUGGCACCAUGCCCUCCCAGUCCUCAUUUCUAUAUCAUCUGACUUGAACAUUGGAUUUCAUAAAAUCGUUUGAGGUGCUUAAAAAGGUGUUUCCCUUUCCAUUUUAGCACUCAUUGUUCCCAUUCAUUUUUGGAAGUUAUCACCGGAAAGAAAUAUUGAGGUCUUAGACCAAAGAAAUUCACCGCGUGGACUCUGAUACUGCAGGUGAUUUAAAAAGAAAUGUUAAGCAGUGUCAUCUUU
Molecule: messenger RNA, 2020 nt
Organism: Solanum tuberosum (potato)
Lineage: Eukaryota; Viridiplantae; Streptophyta; Magnoliopsida; Solanales; Solanaceae
Exons: 7
Coding region: 126-1853 (575 amino acids)
Molecular function (GO): protein binding
Source: RefSeq, a predicted model, not a curated record